AUGUGUACACAAAUAGCAUGUGCUUCGAUCGUUGUUCUUGAUCUUCUACAAAAUGACAAUGGUUGUUUAUAUGAAGAUUAUAAAAUCGUCCAUCUUCAAAUUCCAUAUAUCCCUGGUUUCCUUGCUUUCAGAGAGGCUCCAGUUCUACUGGAAUUGUUGGAGAAAAUGAAACGCCAAUGUAGUCCUUUCUACCCACAGUGUUUGAUGGUUGAUGGCAAUGGAUUACUUCAUCCCCGAGCAAUGUUAAGGGAAUUACUAAGCCUAGAUAAAGUGCAUUUUGUAGGUUCUGGAUUAGCUUGUCAUCUUGGUGUUACUGCCGAUAUCCCUACUAUUGGGAUAGGAAAAAAUCUGCAUCACGUGGAUGGUCUUUCAAAAUCUGAAGUUAGAAAAUUUCUAGAAGCAGAAGAAAACAGUUCUAAAGAUCUAAUUACGUUAACUGGGUAUUCUGGUCGCAUAUGGGGAGCAGCAUUGCGAUCAACUAAUGAUUCGUUGAAACCCAUAUAUGUAUCAAUUGGCCACCGGAUAUCACUUGACAGUGCAAUUAAGCUUGUUAGGCUCACCUGCAAGUAUCGUGUUCCAGAACCUGUCCGGCAGGCAGAUAUGCGGUCGAGAAAUUUCCUACAGAAAAAUCAAGGACUUGUGUAG
Messenger RNA from Papaver somniferum (opium poppy), 645 nucleotides. Its product is annotated as endonuclease V-like. The transcript has 6 exons. Gene Ontology annotation, cellular component: cytoplasm; nucleolus. The record is from RefSeq and is a predicted model, not a curated record. Gene Ontology annotation, biological process: DNA repair. Gene Ontology annotation, molecular function: single-stranded RNA binding; RNA endonuclease activity producing 5'-phosphomonoesters, hydrolytic mechanism. NCBI's taxonomy places the organism in Eukaryota, Viridiplantae, Streptophyta, Magnoliopsida, Ranunculales, Papaveraceae. Bases 1 to 645 code for a protein of 214 amino acids.